AUGGACCCCUUGACUGCUAUUGGCUUAGCUUCUAAUACUAUCUCUUUUAUUGAUUUCUCCUGGGAAUUAAUCACAGGUGCCCAGGCGCUUGAAACGAUCAUUGCUGAUUUAGAGGAAGUUUUGCAGCACCUGACUUUUGACGUCAAAGGAACAUCGCAGAAUGAAAUCGCCGUCCUACAAUUGGCUGAGGAGUUUUGGAGGGUUUCUCGACCACUAUCCAGAAUUCCAAGAGAGUUGAAAGCGAAUAUUAACAAGAAAUCCAGUGGGAAAGUGUUAAAAUCAAAUGGGCUAGUAUGCGCAAAGUAA
Messenger RNA from Talaromyces proteolyticus, 306 nucleotides. RefSeq lists its product as uncharacterized. The record is from RefSeq and is a predicted model, not a curated record. The coding region runs from base 1 to 306 and encodes 101 amino acids. Lineage: Eukaryota; Fungi; Ascomycota; Eurotiomycetes; Eurotiales; Trichocomaceae. The transcript is spliced from 2 exons.